AUGGAGUCGAUGACUGUGAAGAUGGCAGCGAUGAAGCGUUCGGGGGCUCGUGCGCUGUGCUGUGAUGUCAACGAGGAGCGUUCGUGCCUUGGCCGGUUGUCCGAUGGUAUCCCAAUGCACAUGAGUGGAGGGCAAAUCUCCGAGAACCCCUGCCAAAUUGCACGGAAGCCCGCCAGGACUUGCAGAUGCUUUACAACAACUCUUCCGGUUUCCUGGGAAAGUUGGCCCGAGCCAUACCGUAUUCACAGCAAGUUCGUCGAGCACCGUCGUCGCCGCAACCGCAGGUAA
Molecule: messenger RNA, 288 nt
Organism: Cooperia oncophora
Lineage: Eukaryota; Metazoa; Nematoda; Chromadorea; Rhabditida; Trichostrongylidae
Source: the annotation of a GenBank genome assembly